Lactuca virosa is the source of this 1212-nucleotide messenger RNA. The record is from the annotation of a GenBank genome assembly. Lineage: Eukaryota; Viridiplantae; Streptophyta; Magnoliopsida; Asterales; Asteraceae.
AUGCAUUCUGAUCGAUCAAACUUCUCCACCGCCGACGAUGACUACUCCAACGUCGACGACGAAUCCAACCGUAUGAGCGGUGAGGGUUCUCCGAUGAUGAUGUCACCAUGGAAUCAGACCCGUCCUUUUCAACCAUCUCCUUCUUCGUCCACUUCAAGUCCCGAAUAUGGCCUCAUCGGCUCUCUGGUCCGGGAGGAAGGCCACAUUUACUCCCUUGCCGCCACCGGCGGCCUCCUUUACACCGGAUCGGACAGCAAGAAUAUCCAUGUUUGGAAGAACAUGAAGUUGUUCACCACAUUCAAAUCCAACAGUGGUCUCGUGAAGGCUAUCAUUAUAUCCGGCGACAAGAUUUUCACCGGACAUCAAGACGGAAAGGUUCGAGUUUGGAAAUCCAACAGCAAAGACCAAAAAACUCAUAAACGCAUUGGAACUUUUCCGAAAUUCUUCGACAUUCUGAAGAGCUCGAUGAAGUCCAAGAAUUACGUUGAGGUAAAACGCAAUCGUACGGCGCUCUGGAUCAAACACUGCGACGCCAUUUCCUGCCUCAGCAUCAACGAAGAAGAAGGCUUGCUUUAUUCAGGUUCAUGGGACAGAACUUUUAAGGUAUGGAAAAUGUCAAAUUCAAAAUGUCUAGAGUCUGUGAAGGCGCACGAAGACGCUGUGAACUCCGUCGUUUCCACCGUCGACAGCCUGGUGUUCACCGGAUCGGCGGAGGGGUCGGUGAAGGUGUGGAAGCGAGAAGGGAAGGGGAAGAACAUGAAGCAUAUGUACGUGAAGACGCUAUUGGAACAAGAGUGUGCGGUGAAUGCGUUGGCUUGGUCAAAACCGGGUUCCGUCGUCUACUGCGGGUCGUCGGACGGGGUGGUGAACUUCUGGGAGAAAGAAAACCAGUUUUCACAUGGCGGCGUUCUUAAGGGGCAUAAAUUAGCGGUUCUUUGCCUUGCGGUUGUCGGGAACUUGGUGUUUAGUGGAUCAGCUGAUAAAACGAUAUGCGUGUGGCGGAGGGAGGUGGCCCAACACACAUGUUUGUCGGUUCUGACGGGGCACACCGGACCGGUGAAAUGUGUGGCGGUGGAGAGGGAGGCGGAGUCGAGCGCCGCCUAUGGGAAAUGGGUGGUGUAUAGUGGUAGUUUGGACAAAUCGGUGAAAGUAUGGAGCGUGUCGGAGCAAUCGCCGGCGGCGACGCAGAAUGGGAAAGGUUCCUGGGAUUAG